GGCUGUGGCAGCCAAUGGGACAUCGAGAUGAGCGGCGGGGGCUGAGGUGUGGACAGGUCAUUCUGAGGUGGCAGUGGACCCUCGUGAGGGGAUGGAGGUCCUGGACAGGGUAAGGCCUGGCCUGAAUCAAUGUGUUCCAGAUCUGCAGCUGGGGGGCUGAAAAGAUGGAGGCUGGAAAACAUCCUUGUCCUGGGAAUACUGGGCAGCAAAAGGAGGGGAAAAACCAAAUCCAGGGAACACAGCAGCCACCACUUGUGCAGAGACUGAAUUCAUCUUGUUCUUAAGCAGAAUCAACUGUUCAGAGCAAAGAGUAACGGGGAGGAAGCGUGAAAUAACAUUUGAGGAUGAAAGUGGAACCAGAGGGGAGGGGAAAAAAAGAAAACACUACAAAGCCAGGUGGCUGCUUGCUGCAAACACUUUUAUUUAUCAAUGAACACAACAGUCUCCAAACCUUUGGCUGCUCGACAGAAUCUUCAGAAGUCUUGGGAAGGGAUCAAAGCUGUGCUGCUGUGAGGGCUCCUCUGGCUGUCCCUGCCUCAGCUCGGGCAGUGGGGCUGUGGAACAGCCCCUGCUGUGCCAGCAGCGCUGCAUGUGUCCCCUCAGGUGGCCCUGGGGACACUCUGGGGCUGCUGUCUGAGGUGCUGAAGCUGCAGAGCCCCCGGCACGGCCUGCCUGGAGCUGCAGAAGCUGCAGUGGGGAUUCUCUUUGUGGAUUUGGGAUAAUUCCGCCCCAGCGCAGCGCUGGGAGCCUUGAGGACACCGUGCAUGCCCAGGCAGGCUGCAGAGCUCCCGGGCUGGGGUGUUUUGUGUUCUGUGUGAGUUUUCUCCCCUCUCCUGCUGCAGAGGGGAGGCUGUGACUCACUGGGCUCACCUGCUGUGGGACUGAACCUGGCACAGACUGGCACAGCUCCCUGCCAGCGGUGCUGACUCCUGUGCCCUGCAGAGAGGAGCUGGCACUCCCGAGGAGAGGAGAAACGUGAGUGCAUCAAGGCUUCAAAGAUACUCCUGCUGCAGACGUGCAGGUGCAUCCCCAGCUGCUGCUGAGGGGUGGCAAAGCCCGGGUGCUGGGCAGGAAUGGCAGCCCUGGCAGGAAGGAGAGGCCUUUCCUCGAGGCUGAUCUGAAUGCCAAGCAGCCCGGGGUUUGCUGGCAUGCUGCUCCACGCGGGGCUGGCAGGGAUUGCUCUCCAGGAAUUCCCAGCCUUGGAGGGCUAAAUCCAUAGGGGAAAAAAAAAUUGGGAAUUAAUUUUUCCAGUGCAGCUGGGCCAUUUCUCCUGAGUCACCACGAGAGGGACACAGAAGGAAAGGAAAAAUCCAAGGAGCAGCUCGAGGUUUAACUGGGGAUAAAUAUUCCCAGAACAAGACACGGGGAUGUAACUCCCUGAAGGAAAAGGAGGAGAAGAUUUGGGCCAAAAUCCAGGGAUUUUGAAUGAAGAAAGUUCUCAGAAAUGAAUGCCCUUUUCUUCCCCCCGAUGGAAUUUGAGCCAUGGCAAGGCUGGGUCAGCAGCAGAGGAAGGCAGGGCCUGGCACCUGGGGCCAGGAUGGUUCAUGCCAGCAAGGAUUCCAGGAUCCUAGGAAAUCAUGGAAUUGCCCUGCAAGUUUUCCAAACCAGGGUGAAGGGACAAAUCUUCUCCUGGAGCUCAUGAGGAAUGAAAAAAGGAGGAAUGAGCUGAAAAUUCCCUUAAAACUGAGAAUUUCACUGCCUGGAUGCCCCUGACUGGAAGGGAAACCUUUGGAAGCCAGAGUGGGAGGGAAAUGAGAAGUUUUUCAGGGCUUUCCUUGUCUCUCCUCUAGAAUUUGGGUUUUACCCCAGCAAUGCCUCCGAGCCCCUCCUCACCCCAGCUCCAGGCCGGAGAUGUUUUCCACUUAUUUUUAGACCCUGACCUUCCAAGGCUGAAAAAUAACAUUUUCCUCCUUCUGACUUUUGUCCUUCUCUUGGCAGGGCCCCUUCAAAACAGAGAAAUGGAAAAUAUUUCAGCUUGCAGGCAGCAGGAGCUCCUCUUUUCGCUGUUUGUUUGUGAGCUCCUCUCAUUUGUGAUGUCAAGGCCAGGCAGGAAAAAAAGGUGCAACAAACCUGGCAGUGCCCAGCCCCAAAAACCCAAACAAACAUUUUCUGCUGCAUAUUUUGGGUUUUUUUCAAUCAGCAGAGCUUCAGAAACCAUCCUGCUCCAAGCUGGGAGAUGUUUCCCCAUCAGCUCCUUCUGAAUUUGGGUUUUUCUCAAGAGGAACAAGCAGAGUUUUCUGCUCUGCCUCCUGUUGGAGGUGAUUUGCAGGGGACUCAGGAAGGAAUCAGAGGAAUCCAAGGAAAAUAAAGGUGGGAAUGAGCUCAGCCCAAGCAGCUCUGCUGGGCUUUGCUGCUCUCAGUGGCCAGAGCUGAUCCCAAAAGUCUGCUGCAGCCUAAAGAAAAAUCCCUUUGCUUUCUAAAAGGAUAAAAACUAGAAAAAAAAUUAAAAUUAAAAAAAAAAUUAAAAUUUGCCUUUAUGUGGAGGAGCCUUAAUUCCUUUUAAUGUCAGUUAUUGGGGUUUCUUGCAGCCUGGAGCAAAAAUUCCAAAGGAAAUGAGCUGACUUGUCAAUAAUGUGCUUUUGGGCUGGCUGGGCCAGCAGCGCCCUCCGGGACCUGAGCUUGGGAGGUCUGAGAUCCCAGCCGGCCGCUCCCAAGCGCCGCCCGCAGGGACCCCGCCUCCAGCCGCGGUACCGGGAGUGCCGCGGGAGCAGGAGGAGAAGUCGGGCCGGAAAUGCUGCAGGAAAUGAGGGAAACCAAGCAGGUGCUGCUGGAAGUCCGGGAUUUGCUGAAGCAGCAGAUCAAGGAGAUCACGUUCCUGAAGAACACGGUCAUGGAGUGCGACGCCUGCGGCAUGCGGCCCGAGGUGACCGGCCCUGUCAUCACCAUGACGCAGUUCAGCCGCUGUGUCCCCAGCCCCUGCUUCCCGGGCGUGCCCUGCACCGAGAGCGGCGGCGGCUUCCGCUGCGGGCCCUGCCCCGCCGGCUACUCCGGCAACGGCACCCACUGCUCCGACAUCAACGAGUGCAAUGCCAACCCCUGCUUCCCGAAAGUCCAGUGCAUUAACACCAACCCCGGCUUCCGCUGCGACCCCUGCCCGCCCGGCUUCACCGGGCAGCUGCUGGAAGGGGUGGGACUGGCCUUUGCCAGGGCCAACAGGCAGGUGUGCACCGACAUCAACGAGUGCGAGACCGGGGCCGCCAGCAACUGCGUCCCGAACUCCAUCUGCAUCAACACCCGGGGAUCCUACAAAUGCGGGGCCUGCAAGCCGGGCUUUGUGGGCGACCAGAUCAGCGGCUGCAGGAGCCCGACGGCGACCGGGGCGCGGCGCUGCCCCAACGGCGAGAUCAGCCCGUGCCACGAGAAAGCCGAGUGCAUCGUGGAGAGGGACGGCUCGCUGUCCUGCCAGUGCCUCGUGGGCUGGGCAGGGAACGGCUACGUGUGCGGCAAGGACACGGACAUCGACGGCGUGCCCGACGAGAAGCAGCGCUGCUCCGACAAGAAGUGCCGCAAGGAUAACUGCGUGACCGUGCCCAACUCGGGCCAGGAGGACGCGGACCGGGACGGCAUCGGGGACGCCUGCGACGACGACGCCGACGGGGACGGGAUCCCAAACGCCGAGGACAACUGCGUGUACACGAGGAACACGGACCAGCGCAACGCCGACAAGGACAACUUCGGGGACGCGUGUGACAACUGCCGGCAGGUGAAGAACAACGACCAGAGGGACAUCGACGGCGACGGCAGGGGCGACGAGUGUGACGAUGACAUGGACGGGGACGGGAUCAAAAACGCCAUGGACAACUGCAGGAGAGUGCCCAACCCUGACCAGAGGGACGGGGACGGGGACGGCGUGGGGGACGCCUGUGACAGCUGCCCCACCCUCAGCAACCCCGACCAGAAAGACACUGACCACGAUCUGGUGGGAGAUGUCUGUGACACCAACCAGGACAGCGACGGGGACGGGCACCAGGACUCGAGGGACAACUGCCCCACAGUGCCCAACAGCUCCCAGGUGGACACGGACGGCGACGGGCUGGGGGACGAGUGUGACGAGGAUGAUGAUGAUGAUGGCAUCCCCGACUUCAGGCCCCCCGGCCCCGACAACUGCAGGCUGGUGCCCAACCCGGGCCAGGAGGACUCGGAUGGGGACGGCGUGGGGAACCUGUGUGAGGAUGACUUCGACAGGGACAUGGUGAUCGACAGGAUCGACGUCUGCCCCGAGAACGCCGAGGUGACGCUCACGGACUUCAGGGCCUUCCAGACCGUGGUGCUGGACCCCGAGGGGGACGCCCAGAUUGACCCCAACUGGAUCGUCCUCAACCAGGGCAUGGAGAUUGUCCAGACCAUGAACAGCGACCCUGGCCUGGCUGUAGGGUACACAGCCUUUAACGGUGUGGAUUUCGAGGGCACCUUCCACGUCAACACGGCCACGGACGACGACUACGCCGGCUUCAUCUUCGGCUACCAGGACAGCUCCAGCUUCUACGUGGUGAUGUGGAAGCAGAUGGAGCAGACCUACUGGCAGGCAAACCCCUUCCGGGCCGUGGCAGAGCCUGGCAUUCAGCUGAAGGCAGUGAAAUCCAAAACGGGCCCUGGGGAGUACCUGCGGAAUUCCCUGUGGCACACGGGAGACACCACGGACCAGGUGAAGCUGCUCUGGAAGGACCCCCGGAAUUCGGGCUGGAAGGACAAGACCUCCUACCGCUGGUUCCUGCAGCACCGGCCCCAGGUCGGCUACAUCAGGGCUCGGUUCUACGAGGGCCCCGAGGUCGUGGCAGACACCGGAGUUGUCCUGGACACCACCAUGAGAGGGGGACGCCUCGGGGUCUUCUGCUUCUCCCAGGAGAACAUCAUCUGGUCCAACCUCCGCUACCGCUGCAACGACACCAUCCCAGAGGACUACGAGACGUUCCGGUUCCAGCAGGACUAAUCCCGGGAGCGUCCCGCAGCCCGUCCUGCCCCCGCCCGCUCCCGCUCUGGAAUCCUGCCCCAAGAGCUGUCAGCACCUCCCAGCGCGCCCUCGCAGCCUCCAGCUCCCCUUCCCCAGCAGCAAAUCCCUGACAAUGUUACACAAACCCUCUGGGAAGGGCAGAGGUGGAGACAGGGAGUGUGAGCAGAAGCCCGAGCUGCUGCAAGCCGCAGCUCCCCGCAGCAGCUGGGAUGGUUGGAGUUCGUUCGGCGUGGAUGAGUCCCAGGAAUCUUCUCCCUGCUCCAAGGCUCCCGAGUGUCAAUGUUGUUUUCCUUUUCAAGACCUGCUGCAAAGCAAACUCAGCACGAGUCUGAGAGGGACACGUGGAGCAGCCUCGGUACAAGUUGCUCGUUUUAAGAAAUGAAAAAGCACUUUAAGGAGAGUAUCUUUGUUCUGGAAUGUUGGAAAGAAACACUUGGAAUGCUGGAUAAUAAAUUCUAGAUUUCUCCUUGUU
This is a messenger RNA of Passer domesticus (house sparrow), 5423 nucleotides long. RefSeq names its product cartilage oligomeric matrix protein (gene COMP). Lineage: Eukaryota; Metazoa; Chordata; Aves; Passeriformes; Passeridae. Gene Ontology annotation, molecular function: calcium ion binding. The transcript has 26 exons. Gene Ontology annotation, biological process: cell adhesion. The coding region runs from base 2732 to 4930 and encodes 732 amino acids. Gene Ontology annotation, cellular component: extracellular region. The record is from RefSeq and is a predicted model, not a curated record.